Mangifera indica (mango) is the source of this 862-nucleotide messenger RNA. RefSeq names its product DNL-type zinc finger protein. The transcript has 2 exons. NCBI's taxonomy places the organism in Eukaryota, Viridiplantae, Streptophyta, Magnoliopsida, Sapindales, Anacardiaceae. Bases 83 to 640 code for a protein of 185 amino acids. Gene Ontology annotation, cellular component: mitochondrion. Gene Ontology annotation, molecular function: protein-folding chaperone binding; zinc ion binding. The record is from RefSeq and is a predicted model, not a curated record. Gene Ontology annotation, biological process: protein folding; protein import into mitochondrial matrix; protein stabilization.
UUGUUAUAUAUUGUAUUCGUGUAUGCUUGCGCGUGUGUUCCACAUUCCUUUAAGCUACAACCUCGACCCUAAUUAAUCAAUCAUGGCGGCAAGAUUGUUCCAGAUUAAACGAGUGAUUUCUCUCCUUUCUCAUAAUCGGUUUCAAAAAUCUUCUUUCUUGAAAGAACCCUCUAGGCAGUUGUUUCCUUCAGCAAGUGUACUGUUUAACAGACAUGAAUAUCAUAGAAGAGGACUGAAAACACUAACAAAUCCUACCAGUGUGGUUAAUGAGGAUCUGGAAAAUCAUGAGAUUGGCAGUUUGAAGCCCACUGGUGACGGUUCUGCUGUGAAGCAUACUGCUGUUUCCAACUUGAAGACAUCCCCGAGGCAUGAUCUUGCUAUGAUUUUUACUUGCAAGGUGUGUGAAACAAGAUCUGUGAAGACAAUUUGUCGUGAAUCUUAUGAGAAAGGUGUGGUGGUGGCACGCUGUGGUGGCUGUAAUAAUCUGCACUUGAUUGCAGAUCGCCUUGGAUGGUUUGGAGAACCAGGAAGUGUUGAGGAAUUCCUUGCCGCACGAGGGGAAGAAGUGAAGAAAGGUUCUUCUGAUACAUUAAAUCUAACACUUGAAGAUUUAGCAGGAAAGGGAAACUUGAAAGACUGAUAUAUCCAGCUACCUAUAACAAUAUAUAGGAUAUGCGACUAUAGUUGAGUUACUCCACUUUUUUUGUCAAAUCUGUAAUUACCAUUGUUGCAUGGCAACCUAAUCACAUAAUGGUAUGUGUGGUAGAUGUAGCCUUCUUAGACAUUGAGGGUAGCUGUCUUAUACUUACGUGUGUAAUUCUGAAAAUUUAUGCAGCAAGUUCUGAUUGGCAUUGUACUUGAA